UCCCGGCUCCACGAACGAGAUCUGGGGGAGACGAAGACGGAGGGUCCUCUGGAUCAGGAAGAUGUCCUCUCGCUGCAGGAAUGCGCUGAACAUCACGGUCACCACUCUUUUUGCUGCAGUGGUCCUCUUCACCAUCCUGCUGGCCUACGUCACAGGUUACCAGUUCAUCCACACUGAGCAGCACCACCUUUCCUUUGGCCUUUAUGGUGCCUUCCUAUCCCUUCACCUCUUCCUCCAGAGCCUCUUCGCCUUCCUGGAGCAUCGGCGGAUGAGGAGCCCCUCUCGGGCCCAUCACCUCCGCCGCACCGUGGCCCUCUGCAUUGCAGCAUUCCAGGAGGACCCGGACUACCUGAGGAAGUGCCUGCGCAGCGUGCGCCGCAUCUCCUUCCCAGGCCUUAAGGUGGUUCUGGUGGUGGACGGGAACAGGCCUGAGGACCGCUACAUGAUGGAUAUUUUCCAGGAAGUGAUGGGUGGUGCCGAUCAUGCUGGCAGCAUGGUCUGGAAGGGGAACUACCACAGUGAUGGGAGUGGAGGAGGAGACGUCAGAGGUGGAGCCAGGAGCAUGAUCCACAUGGAGGAGGUGUCUCGGGUGGCUCGGCUGGUCAGAGGCUGCCGCUACUCCUGCAUCAUGCAGGAGUGGGGAGGGAAAAGGGAAGUGAUGUACACUGCCUUUAAAGCUCUGGGAGACAGCGUGGACUACGUACAGGUGUGUGACUCCGACACUGUUCUAGACCCAGCUUGUACCAUUGAAAUGCUGAAGAUCCUUGAGGAGGAUCCAAUGGUGGGCGGAGUUGGUGGCGACGUGCAGAUCCUCAACAAGUACGACUCAUGGAUAUCCUUCCUCAGCAGUGUGCGCUACUGGAUGGCCUUCAACGUGGAGCGAGCCUGCCAGUCCUACUUCGGCUGCGUCCAGUGCAUCAGCGGCCCGCUCGGCAUGUACAGGAACUCCUUGCUGCAGCGCUUCUUGGAGCCCUGGUACCACCAGACCUUCCUCGGCUCAAAGUGCAGCUUUGGUGACGACCGCCACCUCACCAAUCGGGUGCUCAGCUUCGGCUACAAGACAAAAUUCACGGCGCGAUCACAGUGUCAGACCGAGACUCCCACCCAGUAUUUACGCUGGCUCAACCAGCAGACUCGGUGGAGCAAGUCUUACUUCCGUGAGUGGCUCUACAAUGCCUUGUGGUUCCACAAGCACAGCCUCUGGAUGACCUACGAAUCUGUGGUCACCGGCUUCUUCCCUUUCUUUCUGGUUGCCACGGUGAUCCACCUCUUCUAUCGCGGGCGGUUGUGGAACAUCCUGCUCUUCUUACUGACGGUCCAGCUGGUUGGCGUGGUGAAGGCCACCUACGCCUGCUUCCUGCGUGGUAGCCUGGUCAUGGUCUUCAUGUCGCUCUACUCUCUGCUUUACAUGUCCAGCCUGCUUCCUGCCAAAAUAUUCGCCUUGCUGACCAUCAACAAGGCCGGAUGGGGCACUUCGGGCCGCAGGAAGAUUGUGGUCAACCUCAUCGGCGCUGUGCCGGUCACAGUGUGGGCCCUGGUGCUGCUUGGAGGCGUGGCAUAUACGGUCUACUGCGAAACCCAGGAGCCACUCAGUGAGACUGAAAAAGUCUUGUUGAUUGCAGGGACGAUACUUUACGCCUGCUACUGGCUCAUUCUGCUGGUGCUUUACCUGGCCAUCGUCGCCAAACGGUGUAACAAGAGGGAGGAGCAGUACCACCUGCCGUAUGCCGAGGCAUGAAACAUUGAGGCUGCUGGGUGCCGAGUUUAGCUGCAGAAGGACUCUGAUGAGGUCUCUAUUGACCCACUAAUGAGCUGGAGUAUCUUCACCACUGGUGCUAAAAAAAAGUGUAAAUCUGGAUUCUGAGAUGACUGGAUCCAUGCAGCUCUCCCAUUUCUAUCAUCCUCACUGGUGCUUCACACUGGACCAUGCAGAACACAUCCAGGUUAUCAGGCGUUGCACAGAAGAACAUAAAGGUAGUCUCUGGCAGCGGGUUAGAUGUACAACUUAGAUUUUAAUGAAUACAAGGCAAAACAGGGAGAAGAGGGAGCGGGAGCUCAUUUUAAUGGUUGUGCAACUGAAGGUCUGAGUUUAGUUGUUGCCGCCAGUGUAAAAACAUCUGACCUCAGGACUUCUAGAAAGUAAAGAGAAGAGAAAGAAGCAGUUAGAGAACAGAACUGAGGCCUUGGUGAGCGCGAAGUCUGAGCCAACAGCAGAGAAAUGUUGGCCAGUUCCUGGUUGCUGAAUUCAUCUCUUCUCAGCAUACCGAGCGUGGACCUGUGACAGAGAACCUGGGUGGGCG
Molecule: messenger RNA, 2300 nt
Organism: Melanotaenia boesemani (Boeseman's rainbowfish)
Lineage: Eukaryota; Metazoa; Chordata; Actinopteri; Atheriniformes; Melanotaeniidae
Gene: has3
Product: hyaluronan synthase 3
Exons: 5
Coding region: 62-1738 (558 amino acids)
Biological process (GO): extracellular matrix assembly; hyaluronan biosynthetic process
Molecular function (GO): hyaluronan synthase activity
Source: RefSeq, a predicted model, not a curated record